GUCAUCUAUGCGGUGCCUAAAAGAGGAAGACAAGUUAAUAUUUAUUUUGAAAAUUUUCGCUGGCUUUCAUCCUAACAGCUGUUAGGAUGAAUCUGGGCGGCUGGAUACAUAGUUUUACGGUGACAGACACGCAACAACAUAAAGGCGGCUAUACAAUUUAUAAGAUAACGUCAAUUGUUUUCCCUCGCUCUGUUCCACAAGCGUUAACCUGUCUGGUAGUAUGGAAACGGUUUCAUGAGAUUAAGCGACUACAUCGGGAGCUGAGUCGCCGGCACAGGAGCAUGCAACUGCCGGGUAAUCUCCCCGUGCCAACAGAUAGCAGCUAUUUCAAGCGUUUCGAUGCAGAGGUGAUACAGCGCCGCAAGGACUACAUACUUCAGCUGCUAGACUUUGCCGCACAGCAUCCGGCGCUGUAUAAAUGCAAUUCAUUCACACAAUUCUUUAGCGAGGCGCAGUCACCAAAUGCUUCACCACUGCGCAAAUUGUAUGUAGAGCGUACGUUGAAGCCGCCUGGCAGUGGGGCCAUAGCUGAAAUAUGCGAUAAACUCGACUUGCCCUACGAUCCACACGACGCGGGAGGCAUUACGCCCCUGGACCCACGAUGCGACAAAAAAAGCGGCGAUAACGAAGAGCAGCAGCAGCAGCAGCUAAACAAUGAUAAGCAAGCAGUUAAAUUGGAUGCAAAUAAGUCUAAGCAACAAUAUGCUCGCCUGCUUACGCCAAUGGCCUCUGUCGAGAGCGAGGACAGCGACUACAUUUACGAGGCUGCCUUGGAGUUUAGUCAUGCUGUGCAGGCGGAGGUCAAUUUGGAGUAUGAGCAGGCGCACAAGCUUUAUAAGCAUGGGGUCGAGCUGUUAUUAAAUGGUUCUAAGCAUGACGGCAACGACGAUCGCAAAUUUAUAGCCAAGGCCAAGAUAGCUAAGUAUCUGGCGCGCGCUGAGGAAAUCCAUUCCAACUUUUUGCGUAAUGGCACAACGAAUGGCUCGAGUACACGUAAGCUGCAGUUUCAGCUUUCACUGGAUGAGGUGGACAAUGUGGCGCAGCUGGAGUGCCCCUGGAAUCAGCUGGCCAAGUACAAGGUGUUGCAGGUGCUAGGUCAGCGUGUUAUGUUGGUGCAGUGCAUCACACAGUCGCAUACUAUAGCGGUCAUGAAGGGCAUUGAAAAGCCCGCCAGUAAUACUCCAACGCAAAGCAUAUUUCUGCCGCAGCAUGUGCCAUAUAUGACGCAAUUGCUGGCAUAUUUUCAGUCGGAGCAAAAGAUCUUUCUGUUGCUCAAAUAUGCGGAGGGCGGUCGUCUGUAUGACUAUAUACAAAGCUAUGAGCCACAGGUUAAUAGAAGCAGUAAUUAUGCAGAGCUUUUCCCAGCGGAACAGCCACUUACAGCAGAUAGUGAUAUAAGCGACUUGUUACGCAAUUCGCAGCAGCUGCUCAAGUCAGUGACGCAUACAUUGAGCACCUUCCAAGCGGGUGCCCUAGCUCCCAAGCGAGAGCCUGCAAUGGUGCAACAUUUGCCAGAGGCUUGCCUACGUCAGUGGGCGUGUGCCCUGGCCAUAGCUAUACAUAGUCUGCACGGCAAGGGCGUUAUAUUGCGGGAUCUGCAUAUGGAGAAUUUGCUGCUUGGCAGCAAUGGUCAGCUAUUGCUUACGUAUUUCUAUCAACAUGAAGGACUCAACUCGGAUGACAACUAUGUGCACAAGGCGUUGAGCCUGGUGGCGCUUAAUGCGCACUUUGUGGCACCAGAGCGACCGCUUACUUUUCGCUCCGACUGGUGGAGUUACGGCGUAGUGUUGUAUGAGCUUCUUUUGGGUGUGUCCUUCAGCUCAACGCAUCCUGGCCGCCUGGAGCUCUACGGCUGUGUGCAGUAUCCUUCACAUGCUAUGGAGAUAUCGGAUAAUGCGCGCGAUCUGCUGGAGCAGCUGCUGCAGUUGGCACCAGAGCAACGCUUGGAUUAUGAACAGCUACAGACGCAUGCCUUUUUCGAGGGCAUAGAUUGGCAGCAAGUUUUUGCACAAGGCAAAGCGGGCUUUUAGCCCAAGAGCUGAAGAACAAACACAUGGCUUCAAUUAUUUAUAGCAACUAAAGUUCAAUUAGUAUUAUAAGCUAUUCCACUGUAUUAUUGUGCGGUUUUCUG
Molecule: messenger RNA, 2131 nt
Organism: Drosophila busckii
Lineage: Eukaryota; Metazoa; Arthropoda; Insecta; Diptera; Drosophilidae
Product: ribosomal protein S6 kinase delta-1
Exons: 3
Coding region: 87-2030 (647 amino acids)
Biological process (GO): protein phosphorylation
Molecular function (GO): phosphatidylinositol binding; protein kinase activity; ATP binding
Source: RefSeq, a predicted model, not a curated record